CGGUGACAGGUCUGCGCGGCUGGUGGGUGGUUCGAGUCUCGCUGGGUACGGAGCCGAGAGCAGACGUCUGCUGCAGCCCGAGGUCCAGACUGGCAAUACCCCGAGCAGAGAUUUUGUACAGUAGAUAUAUAAACAUAUAUAUACACAUAUAUAUAUAAAAAAUAUAUAAAAUAAAUUGUUGCAGCCACAAUCAUGGGAGUGGAUAUCGAGACAAUAUCCCCAGGAGAUGGCAGAACAUUUCCCAAGAAGGGACAGACCUGUGUUGUUCACUAUAUAGGAAUGCUACAGUGUGGCAAGAAGUUUGAUUCUUCCAGAGACAGGAACAAGCCUUUCAAGUUCAAGAUCGGCAGACAAGAAGUAAUUAAAGGCUGGGAGGAAGGUGUAGCGCAGAUGAGUUUGGGGCAAAGGGCAAAGCUGACCUGUACUCCUGAUGUGGCAUAUGGUGAAAGAGGCUUUCCUGGUGUCAUUCCACCCAAUGCCACUCUUAUCUUUGAUGUGGAGUUGCUGAAGUUGGAGUGAUGGAGUCCUUAAAGGAUGUUUUAAUUACAAGGAAGACAUGGGGGAAUCCUGGGUUUCAAUGCUAUGGACAGAUGUUCAGUGACUCACAAAUACUUGUGAAGAAGACCUUUCUGAUAUUUAUAAAAAGCCCGAUACCUGGCUAUCUACUUCCUGUUUGUUUACUCUUGAUAUAUGCAUUUGUCCGUUUUGAUUGACAGUGUUGUGUUACUUUGUAGAUUUUGUGCUUAUGGGAUUCAGAUUUCAAUCAUUUUUGUUUGUCUGUUUAAUUGCAUGUAAUAUUCAAUGAAUUUAAAUGAUUUCUCAAUACUGUUUCAUAAAGCUGACCUGACAAGGAGCCAACCUAACUUUUGAACAGCAAAUGCCUUAAGAAAAGGUGUACAAAAAUUUCUACAGCAUUUAAAAACUGGGCAUUUCUAACAAACUGGAGCACCUGUAUCACCAGUCUUACACUGAAUCAAGAGCUGAUGUAAAACUUGGUUGUGUCAACAAUAAAUCUUUUAUGUGCACCA
Callorhinchus milii (elephant shark) is the source of this 1028-nucleotide messenger RNA. RefSeq names its product FKBP prolyl isomerase 1B (gene fkbp1b). Lineage: Eukaryota; Metazoa; Chordata; Chondrichthyes; Chimaeriformes; Callorhinchidae. Bases 193 to 519 code for a protein of 108 amino acids. The record is from RefSeq and is a predicted model, not a curated record. Gene Ontology annotation, molecular function: peptidyl-prolyl cis-trans isomerase activity. The transcript has 5 exons.